Hyaloperonospora brassicae is the source of this 846-nucleotide messenger RNA. NCBI's taxonomy places the organism in Eukaryota, Oomycota, Peronosporomycetes, Peronosporales, Peronosporaceae. The record is from the annotation of a GenBank genome assembly.
AUGGCCAAAGUCUUGAAGCACAAGUUUCAGAAAGUGACCAACAUCCAGCAACUUGAUGUGGAGCUGAAGGUGCGCGUUGCAGCGUUUCUUGCACCCCGCUCGCUCGGUCGACUUAGCAUGAUAAACAAGAAGUUCCGACAGGACGUGGAUGAAAUGGCCAAGCAGAUGAUGGGGGAGUUCCUAGCGGAGGCGCCACUCGACAAAUUGCUCAAGCAGGAGAAGCCCAAGACGACCGAGUCGUGGUCGCUAUUCAUGCACAAACAAAUGACGUGUGUCCACAAGCUCCUUGUCUAUUACACGGGCUACAAAACCGGUGCAAUGCGACAACAGUUCCCGCAUUGGGCGUUUGGCAUCAUCGAUGUUGAUCCAAACGAACCCCACCGCAGCAUACUGCCGAAUACGUGGACGUUCCAUGGGCACAGCCCUUGGCUCCGGCGGCGCAGUAAUGGAAAGGACGGUGAGUGGCGACUGGCGAAGAAGUACACGCCACUGAAAGCAUCAUAUGGUUUUCUAUUGCACGUCAAAUCGUGGGCGAGCACGUUGCGGCCAGGAUCCUUGCUAGCAAUCCCCUACAAAAACGCUGGAUCUCUGGAACCAGCAUGGUGGGAAGCGCAAGCUUGGUACCUGUGGCGCGGUGACGGCAAACAAUACCCUGCAACCGUGUUUGAUCCCGAGACAGAAUCCCACAUGCAGAUUCAUCCAGAUGAUUUGAUUGAACACUUUAGGACACAUCCGCUGCAUGUCAUCGACGUGUCAACCGAACCCGGAGCAUUGUGUCCACGAUGCGCCAGCCAAAACAGGACGUUCGCAUACUGUCAUGUAGACAAAGGACAUCCCAUGUUGUAG